Trichomonas vaginalis G3 is the source of this 1461-nucleotide messenger RNA. RefSeq lists its product as uncharacterized. The transcript has a single exon. NCBI's taxonomy places the organism in Eukaryota, Parabasalia, Trichomonadida, Trichomonadidae. Bases 1 to 1461 code for a protein of 486 amino acids. The record is from RefSeq and is a predicted model, not a curated record.
AUGUCAGUGCAAGCAUACGAGUUAUAUCUUCCAGAAUAUUGUCCAGAUAAUAAAUAUUAUUUCGCAAAAGAUGUUGCCUUUAUAGAACCUACUACUGUUUCUAUUCAAAAUUCAACUCUUUGGGCAAUUGUUGAUUCAUUGGAUCGAUUAACUGCUCCAAUGACUGUUGUUUUAACAAAAACCAAUGGAUAUUCAUCAGAAUUAUACAGAACAGUUUGCAAUUAUCCAUUUACUUUUCCAAUUCCGACAAUAUUUGAAAUAACUUCGAUUGAUGCAAAAACAACAUUUUAUAUACCAGGAGAUCGAUUUCUUCAGUUUGAUGCAACAAGUCCUUGCGUUCAAGUAUUAAAUAAUCAAUGGCAGCCAAAUGAAUUUCGCUAUCAUACUUUAGCAGCCUUUUAUCGACUUGGCAUUAUACCUACCAUAUCACAAUCUGUAUUUUCCGAGCAACAACAGUUUUCAAAAAUCUCAGAAACUUUCUUCGAAAAAUUUAAUUUACAUCCUCCUCUUGCAAUGGCAUUACAAGCAAUAUUCAAGAAUCUCUACUUCGCUUUUCACUUUUUCGGCUUCGAUUUUCCUACAACAGCCGCUCAAAAACAGUCAUUACAAGCAGUUCAAGCUUUAGCGCAAGUUGUUACAUCAUCUAACGAUACACAGCGAUUGUUUGCCAUUUCUGAGAUGAAAUGGAUGAUAAACAACUGCAGAAGAUUCUGUUUUCCCGAUAGUCAAUUACCAAACGGAGUUAUUUCAGCCGAAAUGUACCAAUCUCUAAUGGAUACAAUGUCAUUCAUACGAACAACCCUCGCCAAGCUUAAUAUCAUAUCAAAUGGUGCAAAUGCCGAAGAAAAUUUACUAAAUGGAAUCAAAAUCUUCCAAAAAAUGCACGGAUUGCCAGUAGGAGCUUGCGAUAUGUUCACACUUAGACAUCUCGUUAACUGUAUCACUCCAUCUACCUGUGAUUUCCUAGUUUUUUGCAAAUACUGCAAUAUGCUUCCUCCAACUCAGUCUCCUCUCUCUUUCAGGGCUGGAAUCAAACGAAUCACAACAAUGUAUGCUGAUCCGAGUAUCUCCACCCUCGAACAAGCCUUCAACGACGCAUUGAGCAUCGUAAAAACUCACAACGAAGGACCAUCGUGGCUUGUUAGAGAAGCAGAGAAUUCCAUUGACAGACACAUGAAGAGACUGGACACAGCUGUUGACAAGUCAGAGAAUGUUGAGCAGAGAGUGUCUGUUGUCAAGAAAACACUGAAAGAAAUCGAAAAAGCAAACAGCGAAUUGGCCGAACAUGUUGAUGAAUCAGGAAGACUUUUGGACCAAGUUUUGGACGAACACCAGGCAAUGAUAGAGAAAUUCACACACUUGGAACAAAGAAUACAUGACAUACAUAAGGGAAACAGACUUAUGUUCAUUAUUAAUUUGAUUUUAGUUUUAAUUGUUGUUUGGAGAUUUAUUUUCAAAUGA